CUCGUUUUCCCCUCGCUCGACGCGACCGCCGCCGAAUCGUAAUUUUGUAUUCCCGCUGCCUUUUUUGUCGCUGUUUAUUUUUAUUUUUUUAUCACGCCGCCCAGAGAAACGUCAGCGACGGCUUCGCCGCCCGUCUCCCUUUCGGCGCGUCGAAAACGCUACGUGACUUUUACCCGAAGCGUCGACGCACUUUGAAAAAUUGUCUCGAUCUCGUCACGCGGGGAGGGAAGGAAGUCCGAGGCGAGCGCACGGUCGCCAGCUGAUAAGACGCUGACGUCGUCAACACCUUGAUCGCGGCUCUGGAGAGUUACCGCGGGCUUUGUUUGAGUCCGUUUGUGUAUUUGUUCAGAGGGCUGAAUGCAAACACUGUAUUGUCAGGGGCUGAUCGCUUUAAAUCGGUUGAUUAUUUUAGUUCUCCUUGAUGCUUUUACCCAAAAACAACAGCCGAUUGUAAGUCCCAUCGCCAGCGCGUUGUGUUCUCGACACAACUUGUCCUCCCUUCCAAGUUUUUGUUUUGGAAUUUCUCCCUCAACACAAGUUUAAUCCCAGGCGCACACUUUGCUGAACAAGCCGUCUGCCGGAGCCCUCUGUGUGUUUUGUGUGCGCCAUUUCUCCCAUUUUCCUGCUCCACUCUCACCCCUCUCCCAUCAACCACCCACAGGCUUCACAAGAGACCUUAUGAGGAUCAUUUGACUGGGAUGAUAUUGCUGCUUGAGGCUUUAUUAUUUUUUUUUUACUGUGCGGGGGGAAAACAAGCUAUUUGUUUCCCAGUUCACAGUCACAGUGAAGAAUCUGCUCCGGGGGGCUCCCUGAUUCAGUUAUUAGAAUCUGUUCUGGGCACCAGACGUCAGGGGACCAUGCGAGUACACGUGCACACCAAGUUCUGUUUCCUGUGCGUGCUCGCCUUGCUCUUCCAUCAGUGCAACCGCUGCCAUGGAGACGGGCAGGGCGGACAUCCCCACACCGACCACACCCACAGCGACCUGCAGAUUUUAGAGGCCCCGUACGCGAGAGGAACCACUCUGUCCCCGGACGCCAAAAGUCCCAAAGGGCCGACUCUCGAGGAGGAGCAGCGCUUCUACAUCCAGCAGCUGUUCCGGCGCUACGGCCAGAAAGACCGGCUGGACUUCCAGGGCUUUCAGAGCAUGCUGUUCAGCUUGGGUCUGGGGGAAGUGAAGCUCCUGGACGGGGACCACGAGCAGCUGGGCCACGACCACGUGAGCCACCUGGACCUGGUGGACAUGAAGGAGGGCCGCUCGCACGAGGCGGACGGCCAUGGGCACGGUCGCGGGCACGGCCACGCGCCGCGCAAGCCCGGCGUCCGCCGUCCGCACGCGGAACAAGUUCCCACGAGUUGCACCCAGCGCACCGCCGGCGCCGGCCCGGCGGAACGAAAGCGCGACGGCGAACGCGGUCACGAUCGCACCAAGGUCGAGGACGGCGACCAGAGGAAUUCUGAUGGACAUGUGCAGGACACUCACGAUCACGACAAAGAGCACACGCACGGGCAGGUGGAGGUGACCUCAGACCAAAAGGAUCACGGCGGUCACGAUCACGGCGGUCACGAUCACAGUUCUCACGAUCACAGCGGUCACGAUCACGGCGGUCACGAUCACAGUUCUCACGAUCACAGCGGUCACGAUCACGGCGGUCACGAUCACGGCGGUCACGAUCACAGCGGUCACGAUCACAGUUCUCACGAUCACGGCGGUCACGAUCACGGCGGUCACGAUCACGAUCACGGCGGUCACGAUCACAGUUCUCACGAUCACAGCGGUCACGAUCACGGCGGUCACGAUCACAGUUCUCACGAUCACAGCAGUCACGAUCACGGCGCCCACGAUAACGCCGGUCACGAUCACAGUUCUCACGAUCACGGCGCCCACGAUCACGGCGGUCACGAUCACGGCGCCCACGAUAACGCCGGUCACGAUCACAGUUCUCACGAUCACGCCGCCCACGAUCACGGCGGUCACGAUCACGGCGCCCAAGAUCACGCCGCCCACGAUCACGCCGGUCAUGAUCACGCCGCCCACGAUCACGGCGGUCACGAUCACGCCCACGGCGAUGACCACAACCACGUCCCCGAGUCGCAGACGGUCACAGACAUUGCCGCCUCCCCCCGGCCGUCGCCCGGCCAUCAGGCGGCUCUGGCCUCUCCCUCCACCACGGAGAGCCGGCCCGAGACGCCGGGAAAGCCCGCCAGAGGAAAGCGAGGGCGGAGCAGAACCCCUUCGCCUCUCGCGCCGGCGUCUCGUAAAGCCAAGAGAGAAGCGACCGGGGGGCUUGCCGACCCCCCCACCGCGCCGGUCCCCGUCCUGUCUGGCCACCUCGGGUUGUCUCAUCAGCACGAGGAGUGUUUGAACCUGACUCAGCUCCUCGCUUACUACGGCCUGACCCCCAACUCGCUCAUCUCCCCCAGCCAGUUCACCUACCUGUGUCCCGCCCUGCUCUACCAGAUAGAUAGUCGCGUCUGCAUCCGCCAUUAUGAGAUGGACGUGCAGCAGGAAGCCAUGGAGACGGGCAGUUCCGGCUGGGUGUGGCUGUGGGGCUUCGUGUCCAUCUCCAUCAUCAGCCUGCUGUCUCUGCUGGGCGUGGUCCUCGUGCCCAUCCUCAAGCAGUCCUACUUCAAGUUCCUGCUCACCUUCCUGGUGGCGCUGGCGGUGGGCACGCUCACCGGCGACGCCCUCCUCCAUCUGCUGCCUCACUCUCAAGAGCCGCACGACCACGGCGCGCACGGGGCGACCGAGGAAGUGGAUCUGAUCACAAAGUUCGACGGGGUGUGGAAGGGCCUGACGGCGCUGACCGGCAUCUACUUCCUCUUCAUCAUCGAACACUGCAUCGGCAUGUUCAAGCACUACAGAGACCACCGGGGCAGGAAGAAGGCCAACGAGGAGGGCAAGAUCGGCAGGAAGUUGUCCGACCACAAGCUGAACCGGCGCUCGGAUGCGGAGUGGCUGCACCUGAAGCCGCUCGGCGAAGACGCCGACGGCACCGCCGUCUCCUGCGACAACGGUCACAACGACACGCAGCUCUCGGAGCUGCGGCCGCCCGACUCGCCCACCAACAAGACGCCGCUGGCGCCGCCGCGCGGCGAGGAGACCGGGGGCGAGGCCAAGCAUCACGGCCACGCCCACAGCGAGAACUGCCAUUCCGACCAGGAGAUGAAGGACGCCGGCAUCGCCAGCAUCGCCUGGAUGGUCAUCAUGGGCGACGGCAUGCAUAACUUCAGCGACGGCCUGGCGAUAGGCGCGGCCUUCAGCGCAAACCUGACGGGGGGCAUCAGCACGUCGGUGGCGGUCUUCUGCCACGAAUUGCCUCACGAACUCGGCGACUUUGCGGUGCUGCUGAAGGCCGGGAUGUCGGUGAAGCAGGCCAUCUACUACAACAUGCUGUCCGCCCUCAUGGCGUACUUCGGCAUGGCCAUCGGCACCGCCGUGGGCCAGUACACGCACAACCUCACCAGCUGGAUCUUUGCCAUCACGGCCGGCAUGUUCCUCUACGUGGCUCUGGUGGACAUGCUGCCAGAGAUGCUCCACGGCGACAGUGAGGAGCACAAGCGCUGCCAGCUGGGACACUUUGUUCUGCAGAACAUGGGCAUGCUGACCGGGUUCGCCAUCAUGCUGCUCAUCGCCAUCUUCGAGGACCGCAUCAUUAUCAACUUUGGCUUUUAG
Molecule: messenger RNA, 3674 nt
Organism: Pseudoliparis swirei
Lineage: Eukaryota; Metazoa; Chordata; Actinopteri; Perciformes; Liparidae
Gene: slc39a10
Product: solute carrier family 39 member 10
Exons: 10
Coding region: 699-3674 (991 amino acids)
Biological process (GO): positive regulation of B cell receptor signaling pathway; intracellular zinc ion homeostasis; zinc ion import across plasma membrane
Cellular component (GO): membrane
Molecular function (GO): zinc ion transmembrane transporter activity
Source: RefSeq, a predicted model, not a curated record